CGUCGCCCACUUCUCGCCUUCUUACCCUCCAAAUUUUUUCUUCCGUUUUUUUAUUCUGCUGUGCCGUACGCCGCUGCGCCUCCCUUCCCCGUCGACUUCGACGCGAUUCGCGUGCCCGCCAUGGCGGACUCGCCGGUGGAGCUGCCGGGACGGCUCGCCAUACUGCCGUUCCGCAACAAGGUGCUCCUGCCGGGCGCCAUCGUGCGGAUCCGCUGCACCAACCCCAGCAGUGUGAAGCUGGUGGAGCAAGAACUCUGGCAGAAGGAGGAGAAGGGCCUGAUUGGGGUACUUCCUGUGCGGGACUCAGAGGCUGGAGCUGUUGGAUCAUUGCUGUCUGCUGGUGUGGGCAGUGAUUCAGGUGAGGGAGGCAGUAAGGCUGGUGGUUCUGCAGGAGAGUCAUCAAAGCAGGACACAAAGAAUGGGAAGGAGCCCAUUCACUGGCACAGCAAGGGAGUUGCUGCUAGAGCUUUACACCUUUCCAGAGGGGUAGAGAAGCCAAGUGGAAGGGUCACAUACAUUGUUGUUCUUGAAGGUCUAUGUAGGUUCAGUGUUCAGGAACUAAGUGCAAGAGGAUCAUACCAUGUUGCCCGUGUUUCACGCCUUGACAUGACAAAGACUGAAUUGGAGCAGGCGGAGCAAGAUCCAGAUCUUAUUGCUCUUUCUAGGCAGUUUAAAGCUACUGCCAUGGAACUAAUUUCUGUUCUAGAACAGAAGCAGAAGACGGUUGGUAGGACAAAGGUGCUUCUUGACACUGUUCCUGUUUAUAGGCUAGCUGAUAUUUUCGUUGCUAGCUUUGAAAUAAGCUUUGAGGAGCAGCUUUCCAUGCUGGAUUCGGUUGACUUGAAAGUUAGACUUUCAAAGGCAACUGAACUUGUAGACAGACACCUGCAGUCCAUCCUUGUAGCUGAGAAAAUAACGCAAAAGGUUGAGGGGCAGUUGUCGAAGUCGCAAAAAGAAUUUCUACUUCGCCAGCAGAUGAGGGCUAUCAAAGAGGAACUUGGUGAUAACGAUGAUGAUGAAGAUGAUGUGGUUGCAUUGGAAAGGAAGAUGCAGAACGCAGGAAUGCCUCCCAAUAUUUGGAAGCAUGCUCAAAGGGAAUUGAGGCGCCUACGAAAGAUGCAACCUCAGCAACCUGGAUACAGUAGCUCUCGAGCUUACUUAGAACUUCUUGCUGACCUUCCUUGGCAAAAGGUCAGUGAAGAAAGGGAGCUCGACCUUAGAGCUGCAAAAGAGAGUCUUGACCGGGAUCAUUAUGGACUAACAAAAGUUAAGCAGCGGAUUAUUGAGUAUCUGGCUGUUCGUAAGCUUAAACCUGAUGCCAGAGGUCCAGUUCUGUGUUUUGUGGGACCACCUGGUGUUGGGAAGACAUCUUUGGCUUCCUCCAUAGCAAAGGCCCUGAACAGAAAGUUCAUAAGAAUCUCUCUUGGUGGUGUGAAGGAUGAAGCUGAUAUCAGGGGUCACCGAAGG
Messenger RNA from Setaria italica (foxtail millet), 1467 nucleotides. Its product is annotated as lon protease homolog 2, peroxisomal. Gene Ontology annotation, cellular component: peroxisomal matrix. Gene Ontology annotation, molecular function: ATP hydrolysis activity; serine-type endopeptidase activity; ATP-dependent peptidase activity. The annotation marks the transcript as partial. Gene Ontology annotation, biological process: protein targeting to peroxisome; protein catabolic process; protein processing. The transcript has 10 exons. The record is from RefSeq and is a predicted model, not a curated record. NCBI's taxonomy places the organism in Eukaryota, Viridiplantae, Streptophyta, Magnoliopsida, Poales, Poaceae.